Molecule: messenger RNA, 2187 nt
Organism: Caenorhabditis bovis
Lineage: Eukaryota; Metazoa; Nematoda; Chromadorea; Rhabditida; Rhabditidae
Source: the annotation of a GenBank genome assembly
AUGGACCAAAACGUAGUUCCAAACGAAGCAAGACCGGGAGAAAAUUCCGGAUUACGGGAAACGACAGCGAAUCCAGUCGAAUAUGGCGCAACACACGCCGUCAAUGUGAACGAGCAAGCGGCGAAUUCAGGAAGCCCACAAAUAAAAGAUUCGGAAUUGAGUUAUGGAGCAUCACAUGUCAUUAACCUUUUUCUUCCUGUCACAGUUUGUAUGGCGUUUGUGGUAUUUACGAUGAACACUGUGGACUUUUACAACAAAAAUGACGGGAGGCAUUUAUUAUACACACCUUUUGUGAAAGACACAGACGAUAUUGGGGAAAUUGCGUUGAUGUCGCUUGGAAACGCUCUCGUAAUGCUAUGUGUCGUCGUUGUUAUGACAGUGCUUCUUAUUAUUUUAUACAAGUAUCGAUGCUAUAAGAUAAUACAUGGAUGGCUGAUAAUGAGCAGUUUUCUUCUUUUGUUCUUGUUCAGCGCGAUAUAUGUGCAAGAAGUUUUGAAAGCGUUCAAUAUAACACUAUCAAAUAUUACUGUUCUAUUUCUGCUGGCAAAUUACGGUAUUCUUGGAAUGAUGUGCAUUCACUGGAAAGGCCCUCUCCGUCUACAACAAGCCUAUCUUAUCACCAUGUCUGCACUGAUGGCAUUAGUGUUUAUUAAAUACUUGCCUGAAUGGACUGUCUGGUGUGUCUUGUUCAUUAUUUCCGUCUGGGACUUAGUGGCCGUUCUGUCUCCAAAGGGACCUCUACGCUAUCUUGUCGAGACAGCUCAGGAGAGGAAUGAGCCGAUAUUCCCAGCACUCAUCUAUUCAUCGGGAAUGUUGUACCCGUACACGUUGUUCACCAUGGUGUCUGCAGUCAAUGAAGUUCCCAAAACGAAUGAAGACCCCAACCCGAAUGAAGGACAAAGCUCGAAUGAAGGUCUCAACCCAAAUGGAGGUGUAAAACUCGGUCUAGGCGACUUUAUAUUUUACUCGGUUCUGCUUGGAAAAGCUUCAUCAUAUUUCGAUUGGAAUACAACUCUUGCUUGCUACAUUGCUAUACUAAUCGGACUUUGUUUUACUCUUUUGCUGUUGGCCGUCUUCAAACGCGCUCUUCCAGCGUUGCCAAUUUCCAUAUUUUUCGGGCUUAUCUUUUAUUUCUGCACGCGUUGGAUAAUCACACCAUUUGUCACAGAACGAAAAUUGAGCAAUCAAAAGUCAUUAGCAAAGAAAAAGUACUUUGAUUUGAACGAAUUUAUCAAAAAGGUCGACGUUUCUUAUGUAACCGGUAAAAACAUGAAUAAGAAUAUAACAGUAACUGCAACUUAUAUAGACUCAGGAAUUAAUGAGAAUACGAGGGCUACAAUUAUUGGUAUGGGAGGUUCACCAGGAUCACACAAUGAUUUCAAAUACAUGAAGGAAAUUUGCGAGAAGAGGAAUAUUCGGCUGCUUUGUAUCAAUUGGCCGGGAUCGGAGUUUGUUGAAGGUGGUAUCGAAGACAGCUACACGAAUCCAGAAAGAAACUCGUUUGCCACCGCUUUUUUGGAUAAAUUGAAUGUCAAGCAUUGCAACCGAUUGAUUCUUAUGGGGCAUUCACGAGGAUGUGAGAAUGCCCUUCAAUUAGCUGCCAUUCUCUCAAAAGAAAAAUGGCCAAUAUUUGGAACAGUUUUACUGAAUUCACCUGGGCUUGAAUCGCACAAAGGUGUUCGCACAAGAAUUGGAGUAAUUAAUUCUGCGGCAUAUCUUGUAAAAUUGAACAACCCGAUUAUGAACAUGAUCCUUCACCCCUUACUAAACUUCUUUUAUAAUAAUAUGGUUGGACUGAGGGUUCCAAAUGGGGCUGUUGCUGCUGCUGCAAUUCUGCCGCUCACCACAUUCUAUUUUGAUCGACAAACUGAGUAUAUUGAGAAAAUAAUCAAGGACACCGAGAUCAAAGCUUUCUAUGGUUAUGGCGCGAAAGAUUUUCUCAUCGAAGAGCAUAUUUCUGAGAAUCUUGCAAAAGCAUUUCGAGGAGCCGAACAUUAUGUGAUACACAACAAAAAUGAUGCCGCGAAAGCGCUUGAACAAGCGAGACAUCACCUGAUUAAUGGCAAACGUUUUGUGACGGCAAACUUCACUCAGGAGGGCCACUUUUUGCAAAAAUCGUACCCGGAGUUUGCCAUCGAAUUGUUAGAUGCUAUGAUAACUUCAGAUGAAUUAAAGUCAACAAAUUAG